AUGGAUGUUAGUCAUGUAUUACUUGGUAGACCUUGGCAAUUUGAUGUGGAUGUUACAUUUAGAUGGCAAGACAACACUUGCAUGUUCAAUUGGGGGUCUCAUAAAAUUGCUAUAAGUCCCAUAAAGCAACACGCAAUGCCUUUGAAAGUUGAAGCGAAGUAUUUCCUCAUUAUAACUAGUUCAGAGGCCGAGUUUGUGGCAAAUGCGAAAACUUCGCAAGAGGUAUAUGCUAUGGAUGUGAAAACAAUGGUACUUGCGACCAAGGAGAACAUAGUCACACCAAUCCCUCAGAAAAUUCAACCAUUGUUAGAGGAAUUCCAAGAGCUUACUGUUGAUGAGUUGCUGGAUAAACUUCCACCCAUGAGGAACAUUCAGCAUCAGAUUGAUUUCAUACCAGGAGCAAGUCUACCAAACCUACCACACUACAGAAUGAGUCCAAAACAGAGUGAGAUCCUACAGAAGAAAGUCAAAGAAUUGCUGUGA
Camellia sinensis is the source of this 483-nucleotide messenger RNA. The record is from RefSeq and is a predicted model, not a curated record. Lineage: Eukaryota; Viridiplantae; Streptophyta; Magnoliopsida; Ericales; Theaceae.